AUGGCUGACCCUCCCGAAGACCCUUUGGCUUUCGUUGAUAUCAUUGGCGUCGACUAUUUUGGUCCUGAGCAACGCUUUCCUCUCCUGGGCCUACCCCGCGAGCUGAGAGACGCUGUCUACGAGCGCAUGCUGGUUCGAAAGGCCAUCAACAUCGUGCCGGGCUACUGCUGGGAGAAGAAGGCCUGGGGCAACCCACAAUGGUUCGAUCUACGAGUGCCUGAGCAUCAACGGUCGACUUACGAACGUACACUCGCCGCUGGAAUGCAGUACGCAAGCUACGAAGAGAGGAAGGGAGGAUCGCGGCGAAACCACAACUGUCCGAACCUGAACAUCUUCUUGACCUGCCGUCAAGUUUAUGACGAAUCGUCUUCCGUAUACUACAAGCGGAACCUCUUCUUUUUCCGCUUCGCCGGCCGUACCAAUGAAAUCUUGUCAGUCCAGGCUUGUCACGCGUUUCUUCUGGACCGUCCGCUUCGAUCUCUACAGCGCCUGCGGUUCAUCAAGCUCACAAUCGACAAUCCCAGUUUGCGCCGCCCGGCUGCUUCUUGGCUGGACGGUGACGUCGUUGUUCCGUUAGUCAACUUCAUGCGCGACAAUUUGUGCCUGGAUUGCUUUUCUCUCGAUGUGCAUGGAUGGGCUCCAGACAUGCGAUCAGCACCUUGGGACUGGUCCGGCACGGACCGGGAUUGCAAUGAGGAUCCACGCAAGUGGGUUGGCGCCUUCGCGCGUUUGACCAACCUAAAAAGCCUUGAGAUUACCCUUACCGCCUCUGAUGACGGGGACUACGGCCGCCUUGUGGCAUGUGCCGCCUUCCUGCGUUCGAGCAUGCUCAUCAACGGAGCCGCGCUGGGAACGAAGAACAUUCAUGCGUACCACCGACAUGACGACAAUUCCUACUGGAAGAUUGACAACAAGCCUUGUGAUAUUCACUACAGGGAGCCCGGACGCCUUUUCGUCGUGCAGUGCUACGACAAUGAGCAUGGAAAAUCCUUGCUCCCACAAAAGUCGCACCCCUCACCAUCAUUUCCCGGGAUCAAAGCCAAGCGCGUUCAGCAAGGGCAUGAUCCCGCGGCUGUGGAGAGGGCACUUCGCGACGCUAUCGCCGAGAAGCCUGAUCAAGACCUCCACACCUACCGUAUUUUCUGCGAUGAAGAUCAGGAUGAUGAUGGAGAAAGCGACGACGAUUCUGUGUGGAAUCAGCUCGAUUAUGAUCUCAGUGAUGAUGGCGACAAUGAUAGCUUGAUAAGCAUCGAUCUGAGUGGUCUUGAAGUGGAUUAUGUUAGGGAUGAUGAGUACUUUGAGUAUUUCGACGAGCUUGAACAUGAUCACAAGCCCUGCACCACUGGAUAA
Messenger RNA from Lasiodiplodia theobromae, 1350 nucleotides. RefSeq lists its product as uncharacterized. Bases 1 to 1350 code for a protein of 449 amino acids. Lineage: Eukaryota; Fungi; Ascomycota; Dothideomycetes; Botryosphaeriales; Botryosphaeriaceae. The record is from RefSeq and is a predicted model, not a curated record. The transcript is spliced from 2 exons.